AUGGAGACGGGAUGCAGCGCCGGACAGAAGCUGGAGGAGGAAGCGGCGCAGAGGGAGCGGGAGUGGGAGGAGGCCGCUGAGGCGGUGGCGUACGACUCGUGCACCUGGCCGCCGCCCGUCGUCGCGGUGUGCGGCCCGGGGAACAGCGGCAAGUCCGCCUUCUCCCGUCUUCUGCUCAACACUCUCAUCGAAAGGUACAAGAAGGUCGGAUACCUGGAUAUUGAUGUUGGUCAGCCUGAGUUCACCCCUCCAGGGUUUGUGUCACUUCAUGUUUUUGAGGAAAAGCCUAAAGAUUUGACAAUUUUAUACCUGUGCAAUCCAAAUAGGUGCUACUUUUUUGGCGAUAUUUGUGCAAAAAGGAACCCGAAACUUCUCUUGACUUACAUAUUUGGCCUUCAUGAUUAUUUCCUUCAAGAGUUCUAUUGCCUUGGUGAGGUUGAAAACCCCAAGAAAUCAGCUAUACCACUUGUUAUUAAUACUUCAGGAUGGGUAAAAGGUACUGGGCUUCAGGUUCUAACAGAGAUGUUGAAAUAUGUGUCCCCAUCUCAUGUAAUUCGGGUAUCCACAACAGUAGAGCGUAAAAAUUUACCAGAGGGAAUGUUUUGGAUGAAUGAAGGCGAAGGAGAUUCAUCAGUGAAUUUAGUUGAAAUUCCUGCAGCACAGAACUCUCCUCGUCAUCUGUUAGCAAAGAAAGAGGCACGUAUUAUUCGUGACCUCAGGCUGAUCGCUUACUUCAGGCAGUGCUUACCAAGAGAGUUCCCUGUUUUCUGUUUUGAUGAUUUGGUUCAAGGCUUUGGUUCUAUACAUCCAUUUCGGCUUCCUCUGUCAAAAAUACAUGUUAUUGAUCUGCACUGCCAGGUUUCACUUUCUGGUACUGAUGUGCAGCGCUUCUUGAAUGGCACAAUUGUUGGUGUGUCAACAAAUGACCCUCCUCUGUCAACUGAAUGUUCCACUCCUUGUUGCAUUGGACUUGGUUUCAUCAAAGCCAUAGAUAUUUCGGAAGACUGUAUUUAUUUGAUAACACCUAUUUCUCACAAGCUUAUGGAAAAGGUCGACAUCCUUUUUCUGAGCUGUAUUGCUGUUCCUAGUUGCCUCUUGCAGGUCUCUGAUACAUUAACCGAUAUAACAGACAGGCUGAGGGAACUCUAG
This is a messenger RNA of Miscanthus lutarioriparius, 1149 nucleotides long. Lineage: Eukaryota; Viridiplantae; Streptophyta; Magnoliopsida; Poales; Poaceae. The record is from the annotation of a GenBank genome assembly.